AGAGAGAGCACAGUGCUUGUGCGUGUGUGUAAGGAUAGGAGGACCUGAAGCUGAACGCGAGAAACCAACCAAUCCCCUCCUUCCCUCUGCCUCUCUCUCUCUCUCUCUCUCUCUCUCUCUCUCUCUGUUUCUGUCUUUCCAUCUCUGUCUGUCUGGGUCUGUGCGUGUGUCUGCGUCUAAGAAAGCAGUAAUUCUCUUGGGAGGGAGCGAGGGAGAGAGAGAGGGCGGAAUUUGGAGCCUACCCAUUUGAUCGGAACCCUUUUUCCUUGUGCACCAGCUGAGGAGCGCUCGUGCUCAUUCAGUGCGUAUUUCGUCUCUCUCUCUCUCUCUCUCUCUCUCUGGCUGGAGGGUCUGGUGGGUCGUCUUGGUUUUCUUUGGAGAAGAUCGUCGUUCGUCCAUCCGUCCGUACGAUGAAUGGGUACGCUGGGGCCCACGAGGGCUCGGGGUCGGAUUCUUCGCCGGAACGGCGCGACGACUCCGGGGCCGACACGGGCCUCGAAGCGCCCAUGUGGCAGCUGGGAUUGGGGAGAGACGGCGGCGGCGGCGGCGGCGGCGAAUCCGGCCCGGCUUACCCGGAGCGGCCCGGUGUAGCCGAUUGUCUCCACUACCUCAGGACGGGUUAUUGCGGGUACGGCGCGGGGUGUCGCUACAACCAUCCCCGUGAUCGGAGCACGGUCGUAGGAGUGACGAGAGCUGGUGGUGCAGAGUACCCAGAACGAGCAGGCCAGCCGACCCAUCGUCUCGGUUUGCUUGAGAGAAGAUUGUUGUUCGUUCGUCCGCCUGUCCGCAGGAUGAAUGGGUACCCUGGGGCCCAAGAGGGCCCACGGUUGAAUCCUUUGCCGGAAUGGCCCGACGACCCCAGGGCCGAGACGGGCCUCGAAGAGCCCAUGUGGCAGCUGGGAUGGGGGAGAGGUGGCGGUGAAUCUGACCCUGCUUACCCGGAGCGGCCCGACGAAGCCGAUUGUGUCUACUACCUCAGGACCGGUUAUUGCGGGUACGGCGCAAGGUGUCGGUUCAACCAUCCCCGUGAUCGGAGCGCGCUGGGAUUGGGGAGUGGCGGCGGCGGCGGCGGCGGCGGCGGCGAAGGCGAAGGCGAACCUGACCUGGCUUACCCGGAGCGGACUGAGGCUGCCGAUUGUAUCUACUACCUCAGGACGGGUAAUUGCGGGUAUGGCGCGGGGUGUCGCUUCAACCAUCCCCGUGAUCGGAGCACGGUCAUGGGAGCGACAAGAGCUGGUGGAGCAGAGUACCCUGAACGAGCAGGCCAGCCAAACUGCCAGUUCUACAUGAGGACGGGUACGUGCAAGUUCGGUGCGUCCUGUAAGUACCACCAUCCUAGGCAUGGCGCUGGUUCCAGCAGUCCUGCGCCACUAAAUUUGUGUGGUUACCCCUUCCGUCAGGGUGAAAAAGAGUGUUCCUUCUACGUGAAAACCGGACGAUGCAAGUUUGGUGCAACGUGUAAAUUUCAUCAUCCACAACCAGCGGGUGUACAUGUUCAUGCGCCAUCACCACCACUGCAAGUUGCACCACCCCCUAUCCCUGUAGCUCCGCCUUCAUCCUAUCCAGCAAUGCAGUCACCAUCUGUUCCUUCAUCGCAGCAGUAUGGGGUAGUCAUGGCCAGGCCUCCUUUGGUUCCCUCAUAUGUACAAGGCCCUUAUGGUCCUUUACUGGUUUCUCCAAGCAUAUUUCCAAGCUGGAAUCCUUAUCAGGCACCUGUGAGUCCAUUGGCCUCUUCCAGUCCUCAAGCUGGUUCGGGAUCAAGUUCUGUUUAUGGGGUAACGCAAUUGUCUCCCUCUGCACCGGCUUUUCCGUGGCCUUAUCAACCUUCGCCUUCAUCUCUUGGCCCUUCAGUCAAUGGCCGGAGGGAGCAAUCAUUUCCAGUAAGACCCGGGCAACCUGAAUGCCAGCAUUACCUGAAAACAGGGGACUGUAGAUAUGGAUCCUCAUGUAAAUACCAUCAUCCACCAGACUGGAAUGCAUUGAAUGUAAAUAUUGUUCUUAGCCCCACUGGUCUGCCAAUUCAGCCGGGUGCACCUCCUUGCAUGCACUUCGCACGUGGAGAAUGCAAAUUUGGUCCUGCAUGCAAAUACGAUCACUCGUUUGGGCCCCCAAGCUACAGUCCAUCGGUGUCUUCUCUUGGAGACCCCUUCCCUGCUGGGUUUCCCUUCGGAAUGCUCUUUCCAUCAUAUUCAUCUCCAGAGUUGAGGGCCGAAAUCAUCUCUGGACCCACUGAAGAUUCUCUGCCGACAAGAUCAUCCUCGACAACGAGCAUGUCAGUUACAUCGGUCGGGUCAGCACGUGCGAGUAGUGGGCCUAUGCCUUCCCAAUUGCCUGAUCUGAGUUCCACAAAUCUGGCUAACUGCAACACCAAAGAGCGUCAUAGCCCUGGCUAAAAGAAUGUAGCUGGACUUCCCUGGCUCCUCUCUUAGAUCAACCUUCCACGAAGUGAGAACCGUCACAAUUUUCUUAUGAGCAAUUCAUCAGAUAGGUGACAUUAUUUCUUUGUAGCUCUUAGGUCAUCUCUCUGCUCUUUAAUUAUAGGGCCAUACCGUAGUCUAGGUUUUGAAUAAGACAUGGCCAAUCUUCAAAGAUAAAGCAAAACCCAUCUAGUCAUCCGCCUUCCCUCGCAAAUAACUGCAAAAAGUUUCUGCAGUCAAUAGAUACCUUCCAAGAUUCUACAUGAGCUUGUUAUUUAUAUCUGAUUCUUUCCCCGAAAUGGGAAAUUCCGGUCCUUAGGCAUUCAUCAUGGGAAUUGAGUGUUUGCCUAUGAGCCUUUCCACAAAGGCAACAAGCUUCAAAGCAAAACUUGAGAUACGUUUGAUCAUUCUGGUUUUCUCUGUUCAUCCCAGGUCCAUAUGUUGCUGCGAUGCAAAUUUCUGUAGAGAAGAUGUAUCUUUUUGGUUUUGUGCCGAUGAAGGAUAGACUUGAUCCUUUAUAUACUAUUUACGAUAUACCCAUACAAGGAAUACAAUCAAGCUUUGUGACGACUUUGCUUUGCGUA
This is a messenger RNA of Eucalyptus grandis, 3001 nucleotides long. Its product is annotated as zinc finger CCCH domain-containing protein 34. The record is from RefSeq and is a predicted model, not a curated record. The transcript has 10 exons. The coding region runs from base 411 to 2393 and encodes 660 amino acids. Lineage: Eukaryota; Viridiplantae; Streptophyta; Magnoliopsida; Myrtales; Myrtaceae. Gene Ontology annotation, molecular function: metal ion binding; mRNA binding.